Myzus persicae (green peach aphid) is the source of this 1320-nucleotide messenger RNA. RefSeq lists its product as uncharacterized. The transcript has 5 exons. Bases 504 to 1283 code for a protein of 259 amino acids. The record is from RefSeq and is a predicted model, not a curated record. NCBI's taxonomy places the organism in Eukaryota, Metazoa, Arthropoda, Insecta, Hemiptera, Aphididae.
GUAAUAAUAAAACAUUUUUAAAAAUAAAAAUCUAUAAUAAGGCACGAACUACAUUAUUAUUUAUAAAUAAUAAUAAUAAUAUUAUUUGUAUACGACUUCUGCCGCCGUAUUUGAUUAGUAUUGCAUAAGAAUAUUAUAGUCGUCAUUACCGUUCGCGUUCCCGACCGUGGACCACUGGUCAACUGGUGCGGCGUAAGACUCGAUCGAUACCCUUUCCGAAUCCGGUUGAUACAACGCCUGUGUUCGGCGUAAAAAAUUUAAUACAGAUCAUAAUAUUUAUUAUUACUAUUAUUAUUAUUGUUAUCACCGUCGUUUCGCACUAGACGCCGUGUGCCGUGACCCAAGUCAUUGUGACGACCAAUUAUAGGUAGGUACCGUGUUUAGUAGUAAUAUGCUAUUGUAAAACACGAGACCGGCCACGGUCUCCCACGGUCGUUUCCAUCUGAAAAUGUAGUUGUGCCCGCGACCGGAUCGACCUGCAGCCGUCAGCGUCGCGACCAACAAUGGCCGUCUGGCUGGAAGUGCUAUUCGUGGCGUUUUUCAUCUCUUUGCCGUUCCUCUACGACUCGCAAAGAACGUUCCGCUACCACUUCCGUCUGGCCAUCUUCUUUGUGCUGUCUUCCCUGACGUCCCUGUUGGCCGUCUUCCAGUUCAAACAUCGGUCCAGGUUGAUUGCAUAUUUUGGACAACAAAUCUCAGAUUUAUUGUCUAUUGAAUGGCGCCUACACGGAAAACAAAAUCUAUCAUCAACACGUGCAAGAGUGGCUAUUAUAAAUUAUCAAACUGACAUUGAUACAUUAGGACUCUUGCAUUUAGUGUAUUGUCAAGAGAUGGAACUGAAAAUAAUUUCUGAGACAAAUUUCAUCACCUUAUGGCCAUUUUCAUUUUUUCCAUGGCUAAUCUCAUUGGCCCUGUUUCCUAUUCAAUUUUUUUAUACCAAUUUGAGGUUGUUGAAUUUUUCUGCAGCUUUAAUUGAUUCAGAGCCUACAAUUCUAUUGGUAUCUACUACAAUGACAACUGAAGAAACUAUUAAAAUGGCUUUUAAAAAAAAAUUACCAGUUCAACCGAUUGUAUUUUCCAACAACUAUUUCAUAAACAAAGAAAAACAUAUGUUUGAGCCAGGUCGUGUAAUAAUAUCUGUGAUGCCAAUAAUAGAAACUGAUGGUUUAUUGCCAAAUGAUAUACCUAACUUCAGUAAUGAAGUAUAUUCCAAAAUACGUGCAGAAUAUGACAGUAUAAGUAAAAUAACUCAACUGGGCGACUAUCAGACACCAUCUUUUUAGGCCUUAGAGUUAAUACUAUUAAUAAUACUCUUCCAUG